UUCUACUCUGAGUUCCUCUGAGGGAGAAACCAAAGAGGGAGGCUUGUGCCUAGUCAGAAGGAAGGCCUGGGCGGAAGUGCUUGGGCCGCCAUCUUGAGCGACGGGGGCGAGAGAGAGAGGAAGGCCCGCUGCUGCUGCCCAUGCUUAAAAUGGAGGGGGCCGGGGCUGGACGGAGAUCUUAAGGGCUUUGGGUCCUCCUCUGCUUCAAGCGGGAGUUGCUGCUGGGCGCCGCUGGAGAUUUGCACUGAUAGCUAUUUCACUGCUAAAAUGACAACUCCCACCUCUGCACAAUUUCCAUCAUCUGAGAAUGCUUGCAGAACAUCAUCUGGACCAAUCAUGCAGGUAAGACCCAAACUGAAACUCCUGAAGAUACUGCAAGAUGCUGGUGCUCAGGGCGAAACUUUUACACUAAAGGAGAUCAUACAUUACCUCGGAGAAUAUAUUGUGCUGAAACAGCUGUAUGACGAACAACAGCAGCAUAUGGUGUAUUGUGAAGGAGACCAAUUAGGAGAUCUUCUGGGCCGUGAAAGUUUCUCUGUAAAAGAUCCAAGCCCGGUUUAUGACAUGCUGAAACGGAAUGUGAUUCCUGCUUCUUUCACAGAUGCUGCACAGACACUUGCUCUCGCAAAGGAUCAGAGUGUGGAUAAUCCAAGCCAAGAUCAACUGAAGCAGAGUAGCACAGAGAGAAGUUUUAUCACUGGUUAUAAAGAGGAAACACCCCUCAUCUGUACAUCAAAGUAUACCUGCAAAGAGGAGACAGCACUUCUAAAUAACCUAUCAAAAGAACAAACCAAGCUGGAUCUGGUGCUUGAAGAGUGGGAUAUACCUGGCCUUCCAUGGUGGUUUUUGGGGAAUCUGAGAAACAAUUACAAGUCCAGAAGUAAUGGCUCAACAGAUAUACAAACUAAUCAAGAUGUAGAUACCGUUGCUGUUUCAGAUACAACUGAUGACUUGUGGUUCUUCAAUGAACCUGCUUCAGAUCAGUUAGAUAUUACAGUCACAGGAAAAGGAAUUGAUUGUGAACAGACUAUCGAAGAUGGAAAAGAGAGUAGCAAAACGGUGAGUGAAGUUACAUCUUCAGAUGACUUUGAAGAUUCACAAUCCUUAAGUGAUGACACAGACAUCGAUAUUACCACUGAGGACUGUUGGCAGUGUACCAAAUGCAAGAAAUUCAACUCCCCCAUCAAACGAUAUUGUUUCCGCUGUUGGGCCUUAAGGAAAGACUGGUUCUCUGACUGCCCCAGACUUGUACAUUCUCUCUCUGCAUCCAACAUGGCUUCUAUGCAAAGUACAGAGGAGGCAGAAGGGAUGGAUGUCCCAGACUGCCGAAGGACAGUAUCAGCUCCAGUUGUACGGCCUAAAGACCUGUGCAGCUCAGAAAUUAAAUGUAGGUUAAGCCCUAAAAGCUCCAUGGAUUCCUUAGAUUUGGCACAGGUAUGUGAAGGAAGAGCGGCCUCACUACAGUUGGGUAAGUGCAAAGAAAAGAAAGAGGAAGAGGUGCAAUCCUUUGAUAGUAGGAAAGAAUUGGGGAAACCUUGCCUUGUGUGCCAGAAGAGGCCACGGAACGGGAAUAUUGUCCACGGAAGGACAGCUCAUCUUGUGGCCUGUUUUACAUGUGCCAAAAUGUUAAAAAAGGUGCGAUCUCCUUGCCCGUUGUGUAAGAAACAGAUACAUAUGGUGAUCAAGGCUUACAUAAUAUAGAUGUGUCACUUGCUGGGGGUUGUAGGGGAUGCUGUUUCUACCAUUGCCAACACAAUGAGAUGGUGCUUACUUUUGUUAUUACUUUUAGUUUUCUGUUUGCAUAUAUGUCUUAGUUGUCGGAAGGAGGGAGGGAGGGAGGGAGGGGCGUUAAGGGUGGUUUAAGCUUCCAUGGUACUCUGCAAAUGUUAUGAGGAGUCACACAUCUUUCUCAUGAGGAGAUGAGUGUGGUUCUAAUGUGGGAAUAAUUCCAUAGCUUCUCCAUAGUGAAGAAGGACUAUCUGCAUCAUGUUCUGGAGGCACAAAAAGAGGGCAAUUUAUACUUCUUUUUUUUAAAAAAAAAAACUUCCUGUGGCAUGAGAGACCAUCUGGAGUUGAAUUUAUACUAAGUUUCUAUAUGUAUGCUAAGUAUGUAUUAACUUGUCUUUUGUCCUUUGCACAGUGAUUUUUUUUAAAUAUUUGAAAGCCCAAGUAUAUCUAAUAGUUGAAUCCCAAGCACUAAGCAUUUUUCCAGCUAUAUAUUGUUUUUUGUUUACAUAUGAUGCCCCCUUUUGUCAGGUGCCUUAACUAAUAUAUUGGGCAGCUCCUCCUGGAAGAAGAUAUUUGCCACCUUGUCAGUCUAUGACUCUUCUGCCAAGCUUGUUAAACUUUGGGACUGAACUCUUCUGCUAAGUUUGUUUAACUGUGAGCUGUUUUCACAGCAUAUGUACUGCUCAUGUGUGCAUGUGUGCAUAAAUGUGUGUUUGUGUGAGAGAGAAAGAAGUGGGGAUAGGAAGAUUACUUGCAAAACUGUUAGAGGAAAGAUGUAUUUGUAUUAAAAUUGUACAAAAUGUAUAAAAUGCAUAUUGUAUUUUUCUCUAUUAGCUCAAAGCUAUGAGUGCUGUCUGGCUAUUUAACCAAAAAGGAUUUGCAAAGAGAGACUGCUCUAGUGAGCUGUGUGUACAGUUGAGUUUUGUUGUUGGGUACCACAAUAAAAAAAAAUGCAAGCUAUUUAGCAGUCAGCUGCAGGGUUCUGUUCUUCAUCCUGGCCAGUGGCUUGUAACUGUGAAUUGUUUGGUAAAAGUGAAUUUAAGGUGCUCAGAUGUAAUACUUUCAUGCCCCUAAUUUAUUUCUGAGAAGAAAGAGCAGUAAGAUGAUUUAGGGAUUUAUCUGAUUUAAAAACUUUUUUGAGACUUAGUUAUUUAAAAUCUAGUAACAUAGUUUUUAAAAAUGUAUCCAGCUGAUUACAGCUUCUUGGGUGGAAAAAAGACCUUGACUUGCAGUAAUUAUACCCUUCACUUGCUAGAGUUUAUGUUGCUGGAAUAAUUAUGUUUGUUCUCACUCCUCUAACUUCUAAAGAUACAGUCCGCCCUCCUUAUCUGUGGACUUGCCAUCCGUAGAUUUAACCAUCUGCAGACAGCAAGCUCCUGUUUUUCUUAAUGGCAGCCUGUACAUGCGGCCAUGUCCAUGCCAUGUUGCCAUAAAAAACAAACAAACAGGACCUGACCAUAUGGGGAUUUUGGUAUCCAGAACAGAUCCCCCCAUGGAUAUGGAGGUCGACUAUAAAUGAAAUCUUUAUCUUGUAUUAUUGAGGCUAAAACAGAUCAAAUUGUUACAAGUUUACUACUUUUAUGGUCCUCUCCUGGAUGCAGCUGUAUCAGUUAUGCUAGAGCUAUUUUUAAAGGUCAGAGUGUCAUCACAAUUUGUCUCCAUAAUUGACAAAAGUACUAUAAAAUUAGAUAAUUUGUAUAUUAAAAAUGUAAAGCAGUUUAGAUUUCUUAUGUUAGCAAUAAACUUUUCAACACCAGUUGUGAAGGAUAUAGGCUAUAUGAUAUACUUAAUAUGAGGCAGCCCAGUAGAAGUUGCCAGUUAAUCCCCUGACAUGAUGACAUAGUAUGAAUUUGUACACCAUUGCUUCCUAUUUUUUGAUACUACUGUCAAGGUUUGGGAAAACUACAUAGAAAAACAUGUUGCUGUAUAGGUGGGAGAGAACCUGUGUUAUUAUGGUGUAGGGGAGAGAUAACUGAUCCAGGUUUGUGUAGUAGCCAAGUGCUGUUAUUUAGAUCUGUGCAGAUGCCUUUAAUCUGGGUUCCUCCCCCCCUUCCAAUCCUAUUUUCAGUCAUUAUGUAUUAGAAAUUAUUUUACUUUGUGGAUUAAUCUGUAGGCCUAAUGGGCCCUCUACUUUGUACUUUUUCUGCAAUUUGUUUAAAUAAAAUUUUGCAAGUGUAUUAAAUGCA
This is a messenger RNA of Sceloporus undulatus (fence lizard), 3914 nucleotides long. It is a transcript of the gene MDM4, whose product is annotated as MDM4 regulator of p53. The record is from RefSeq and is a predicted model, not a curated record. Gene Ontology annotation, biological process: protein ubiquitination; negative regulation of apoptotic process; regulation of cell cycle. Gene Ontology annotation, cellular component: nucleus. Bases 268 to 1701 code for a protein of 477 amino acids. Gene Ontology annotation, molecular function: ubiquitin-protein transferase activity. The transcript has 11 exons. Lineage: Eukaryota; Metazoa; Chordata; Lepidosauria; Squamata; Phrynosomatidae.